AAUGAGUGUCACUGUUUCCAGCUGUCUGGCAUCCUUCUGCGAGUGUUACAGUUUGUAAAUCAGAACAGAAGGGCUUCUGUGGAAACCUGGAACAUGACAGACAGCGGGACACCUGGGGAUUUCCCCGUCCAAUCUCUCUGGACAACCUAACUUGAAGCCUUGCCGUUGCUUUGAAGAGUGAAUCAGCUACGCACAUGCGUGGACCGGACCAGAGGUCUGCAAUCCAGGAGCCAGGGAGGGCCUCUCCUGGCAAGAAGACCUUCCCUCGGAGAACCAGCCGUGCUCGCUGGCCGGCAGCCCCGAGGGCACCCCCAUUCAGGAAAUAAAAAGAGAGAACAUGUUACAUCGGGAACCCUGUCGCUUGUCUUUCAGGAGCUGGCUGGCUGUGACAGUCGGUGUGCUCCUGGGUUGGAAGCCCUCGGCUUGCAGCGACUUACCCGGCUCCCGUCCCAACAUCCUUCUUCUGAUGGCGGACGAUCUUGGCGUUGGAGACGUCGGUUGCUACGGCAACACCACCAUCAGGACUCCAAAUAUCGACCGCCUCGCAAAGGAUGGUGUGAUGCUCACCCAGCACAUCGCUGCGGCGUCCGUGUGCACCCCAAGCAGAGCUGCCUUCCUAACAGGCAGAUACCCUGUCCGAUCAGGUAUGGUUUCCAGUAAUGGCUAUCGUGUUCUUCAGUGGACCGCAGCAUCCGGAGGCCUUCCGACAAAUGAGACAACUUUUGCAAAAAUAUUGAAAGACACAGGUUAUGCCACUGGACUGAUAGGAAAAUGGCAUCUGGGUCUCAACUGCCAAUCCUCCAACGACCACUGCCACCACCCACUCAACCAUGGAUUUGACCAUUUCUACGGAAUGCCCUUCUCCAUGAUGGGAGAUUGUGUCCACUGGGAACUAUCAGAGAAGCGCGUGGGCCUGGAGAACAAACUCAACUUCUGCUCCCAAAUCAUGGCCAUCGCUGCCCUCACAUUCACCACCGGAAAACUCAUCCACCUGAUGGCAGGCUCCUGGGCACUGGUCAUCUGGUCAACCGUCGCCGCCAUCUUGCUCUCCGUGAGCUCAUAUUUCACGGGGGCCCUGAUUGUGCACGCCGACUGCUUUCUGAUGAGGAAUCACACCAUCACCGAGCAGCCCAUGCACUUUCAAAGAACAACAUCUCUUAUCCUGAAGGAGAUCUCCUCCUUUGUCAAAAGAAACAAGCAAGGACCGUUCCUCCUCUUUGUCUCUUUUCUGCAAGUCCACACCCCUCUUAUCACCACCGAGAAGUUCGCUGGGAGGAGUCUCCAUGGGCCGUACGGCGACAACACAGAGGAGAUGGACUGGAUGGUGGGGCAGAUACUUGAUACUUUGGACGUGGAAGGUUUGACCAACAACACCCUCGUUUAUUUUACAUCGGAUCACGGGGGAUCCUUAGAGGCUCAACUCGGAAACAACCAAUAUGGCGGCUGGAAUGGGAUCUAUAAAGGUGGCAAAGGCAUGGGAGGCUGGGAAGGUGGGAUCCGAGUUCCAGGAAUAUUCCGGUGGCCCGGGGUGCUGCCGGCCGGCCGGGUGAUCCACGAGCCCACCAGCCUGAUGGAUGUUUUCCCCACUGUGGUCCAGCUGGGGGGCGGCCAGGUGCCCCAGGACAGGGUGAUUGACGGCCGGGACCUGCUGCCCUUGCUGCGGGGGACAGCGCGGCACUCCGACCACGAGUUCCUGCUGCAUUACUGUGGGAAGUUUCUGCACGCAGCCCGGUGGCAUCAACGGGACAGAGGAGCAGUAUGGAAAGUCCACUACGUGACCCCGGUGUUCCAUCCAGACGGAGCUGGCGCCUGCUACGGGAAAGCGGUCUGCCCGUGCUCAGGGCACGGAGUAUCCCGGCACGAUCCACCUUUGCUCUUCGACCUCUCAAGAGACCCUUCCGAGGCCCACGCCCUCACGCCGGACACGGAGCCCUCAUUCUAUCAGGUGAUGCAGAGAGUCGGGAAGGCCGUGGAGGAGCACCGCCGGACGCUCGGCCCCGUUCCACUGCAGCUGGACACGCUGGACAACGUCUGGAGGCCGUGGCUGCAGCCCUGCUGUGGCCCAUUCCCCCUCUGCUGGUGUGAUCAGGAAGGUGACGGAAGGUGAACGCCUGCCCGGGACAUCUGGGUCCCCGAGUCCUGCAGUUAUGCCCUGGGGUUGAAAAUAAAACUCUGCUGUAAAGUUACGUCAUCAGCUUGUGUGGGGCUGAACAGUUUCACCAAUUCGAAGAGGAACAGGGAAGACGCACAGGGGUCUCCGGUCUAGGGAGACAGAGGCUCUCUGUCCCCAUAAAGAGCUCAAGUCCCCAGACAAGGUGUUUCCAUGUCAUAUGGAUUUGCAGACCAACAGCAGGUGGGCACAGAGGUAGCAGCUGUCCCCCGCUACGGUGUGGCCGGGGCCAAAUUAAAGAGCGUAGGUGUAUCAUUUUCAACAUCGAUGAAGACAUUUCAAAUUAGAACUGUCGACGCAAAUAAAUCCAAAAUCAAUUAUAAAUCCAAA
Equus caballus (horse) is the source of this 2500-nucleotide messenger RNA. It is a transcript of the gene ARSL, whose product is annotated as arylsulfatase L. Lineage: Eukaryota; Metazoa; Chordata; Mammalia; Perissodactyla; Equidae. Gene Ontology annotation, molecular function: arylsulfatase activity. The record is from RefSeq and is a predicted model, not a curated record.